Colletotrichum godetiae is the source of this 1470-nucleotide messenger RNA. Its product is annotated as dienelactone hydrolase. The coding region runs from base 318 to 1343 and encodes 341 amino acids. The transcript is spliced from 4 exons. Gene Ontology annotation, molecular function: hydrolase activity. The record is from RefSeq and is a predicted model, not a curated record. NCBI's taxonomy places the organism in Eukaryota, Fungi, Ascomycota, Sordariomycetes, Glomerellales, Glomerellaceae.
AUUGUGGGGAAGGAUCAGAGUCCGGUACGUACCUCACUUUAGGUGGCAGCAACUUCACGCGGGGCAGCUACAAGCAUCAAGCUGAGACGUCAUCCCUGGUGGUGUUACGAGCUAUGUACACGUACUCAGUCCAGACUUGAUCCAAAGUUGCGCCAAGGGAGACAGACUUCUAGUUUGACAGUGCACAUCGCGUUUCCGUGAGCUUACAUCAACGUCGCAACAAUUCCCUGACACUAUUUUCGUCCUUCCUCUCCCAGAAAACCGUUUGCCUCCCACUGCAGUGCUCCGCAGAAAUACCCAUACCCCCGCUCAACAAGAUGACCCAAAUCGAGCCCGACAUUGCGACGAAAGCUCCCGAGAGCGACGCCGCCGAGACGAUCACCGUUACCGAGCCCGUCACCGAGAGCACUUCUGCUGCCGAUACCCCGGCUCAGUCCACCAGCCCUACGACGACUACGGGAGGUGCUGGAGAGCACAGCGAACACUGCGUGUCCGACAGACCCACUCCCUCCGGCCAGUCCUCGACAGGCGAGAUCAUCAAGAUCAACGAUGUCGAUGUCUACAUCUCGAAACCCGCCGACUACCCUCAUGCGCCAGCCAGGCUCCUCCUCCUCCUAACGGGAGGCACGGGUCUCAAGUCUACGAACAACCAGCUCCAAGCCGAUAAAUUCGCCAGUGAGGGCUACGUGGUGGUCAUGCCCGAUCUGUUCAAUGGUGAUGCGGCACCUAACUCGUCGACCAUCGACAGCAGCGAGGACACCGGAUCGUUCCUGGAUACCUUCAAGAUGAAGAUCGUUGAGACGGCCAAGAGCUUCCAAAUUGAUAUGUGGUUGGCGCGACACACAGAGGAGAAGGUUCUGCCGAUCCUUUACAAGGUCAUUGAAGGAUCGAAGGAGAAGUUCGCCGAUGCGGUGAAGAACGGCGACGGCAUCUACGCUGUCGGCUACUGCAUUGGAGGACGCUAUAUCCUACACUUGGGCUCAGACAAGAAGGUCGCGACGGGAGGUCAAGGACUUGCUGACGCCGAGGCCGGCGAAGUCAAGACUGGUCCUUUUAUCAAGGUUGGCGCGAUAGCACAUGGUGCUUCUGUCACCCCUGAUGACUUCACGGGCGUCAAAGUCCCCAUCUCUCUUGUCUGCGUUGAGAAUGAUCCUCUGUUCCCUGAGGAGGUCAGGACACAUGGCGAGGACGUCAUGUCAAAGGCAAACCUCGAACACGAAGUUCAGGUCUACCCUGGCGUACCGCACGGUUUCGCCGUUGUUGGCGAAUAUCAGGAUGCAGCCAUCAAGGAUGCUCAGACUACCGCCUACGAUCAAAUGUUGAAGUGGAUCAAGGAACAUUGAGAAUAGGGAAGACCGACCUCGUCUGCUUUUCAUGGCCUUUGCUUCUGUUGUGGUCGUUCAUCUUGCGACCUUUGAUGAUAUCAGUGCUUUAAAGGAACUCUUCUUACGGCCCAAGGGAAUAUUAUUA